This is a messenger RNA of Entrophospora sp. SA101, 1578 nucleotides long. NCBI's taxonomy places the organism in Eukaryota, Fungi, Glomeromycota, Glomeromycetes, Entrophosporales, Entrophosporaceae. The record is from the annotation of a GenBank genome assembly.
AUGGAAAAUACAUCUCUCGAUUCUGAAAAGGAAUUCGUAAAUUUAAUUGGACCUGAGCAGUUUUGCAAUGAAAAUGCAAAAGAAUGGUUUAAUUGGGCGAGAACUAUUAAUUUUACACCAGAGGAUAUUUUCUGUCCAAAAAACCUUGAUGAAUUGAAAGCAUAUGUAAAAAAUGCAAGAAAUAAUAACAAAAAGAUUCGCUGUGCUACUCAAGGGCAUAGCUGGAGUACGCUCUCUGUGACACAAAGCUGUUUGGUGAUUUUAUGUGAUAAUUUGUCAAACGUCGAAGCGGAAAAGAAGAAAAAUGAAAAUGGAGAUGAUUACUGGGUGGCUCAUAUAGAGGCUGGUGCAACAAUCGCGAAAGUUGACGAGUACCUUAGGAAACAUGAACCACCAUUAGCAAUCGAGUCUAUGACUGUUCUUGAUACUAUUAGAUUCGGGGGAACUAUCGCAACUGGGUGCCAUGGUGCUAUAACUGAUUCAAGAACACUUGCUGAACAAGUUGUUGGUUUGGAAAUAGUGACUAGCUCGGGUGAAGUACAAAAAUUUGAAUAUGACCCUAACAACCCAGACGAGAUGGAAGCUGCACGUGUCAAUUUGGGACUCUUUGGUGUUAUUUACAAAAUAUCCUUUCUUGUUAAGCCAAUGUACAAACUUCGAAUGAAGGAUACUUACCCCGAAUUAAAAUCUUUUACUGGUGAAAAUAUUAAAGAUUUUGUGAAGAAUCCUAUAGUUGACGGAGUUGAGAUAUUCUAUUGGCCAUUUAAUGAAUCACGCCAUUCAACCGACUCUUCGAAAGACAAACUUUGGAUAAAAGUAUGGGAAAACAUAAUUAACGAUCAACAACCCAGUCUAAAUCAAGAUCAGGUAAAGGCGUUUCGCAGAAAACAGGAAGGUUUUAGUCGCCUUGCCAACGGUUUUUACAAACAUCUUAUAGAUGAUCCAACCAAGACUCCAAAGAUCACACACGGUGCCGGACUGCUUAGGAAAGAAUUUAUAGACGAUAAGAUAAAUAAUCUGGUAUGGGAGGUACCAGAUGCGACCCAUUACCAGGCAGGAAUUGAUAAUAUCCUUUGUCGGGAUUUGGAAUUCGCUAUUAAAGCUGACAAAGACUUCGAAAACAUCAUCACAGAACUGAAUUAUAUUGUCGAUAGAAUUUAUGAGGAAAAACAGAAAAAAAAAUAUCCCAUUAAUUUAGUUGUUGAACUACGGAUUCUUAAAAGCUCGACAGCUCUCCUGUCAACUGCAUACGACGAAGAUCCCGAUGCCUAUUAUUUCUUUAUCGAAGUUCUUUCUUUCAGAUAUUUCAACAAACAUAAUAACACCUGCAUAGAUACAGAAUACUUUGAGGAGUUUUCCAAUGAACUUGCCCAACGAUGGAUGGAAAAAUAUAAUGCGAGACCUCAUUGGGCCAAAUCUUGGGAAGAUGUUCCGAACAUUAAAGGUUAUCUGCACAAUUUGCUGAAAGAACGUAUCCAAAGAUUCGAGGCUGUCCGCGCAAAAUAUGAUCCAACGAAUAUGUUUUUUGAUAACGAUUCUCUCCGCGAGGUGUUUUAUGGACCAGGAAACUUGAAAUAA